GGGCAUCGCGGGGAAGGACCUGGCCGACGGCAACCCCACGCUGACGCUGGCCCUCAUCUGGCAGCUGAUGCGCGCCUACACCCUCUCCAUCCUCACGCAACUCGCCGACUCGGGCUCGCCCAUCGUGGAGGCCGAGAUCAUUACGUACGUCAACGCGAAGCUGCAGCAGGCGGGGAAGAAGUCGUCCCUACGGAGCUUCCAGGACGGGAGCCUCAGGGACGCGAUGGCCGUGAUCGAUCUGGUCGAUGCCAUUAACCCCGGGACGGUGAAUUACGAUAAUGUCAGGACGGGCGGGCAGGAGGAGGACAACAUCGCCAACGCCAAGUACGCGAUCUCCAUGGCCAGGAAGAUCGGCGCGCGCAUCUACGCCCUCCCCGAGGACAUCACGGAAGUCAAGCCGAAGAUGAUCAUGACGGUGUUUGCCUGCCUCAUGGCUCGGGACUACAUCCCCAGCAUGGAUGCCAAGAAGAACUAGGGAGAGGAGGAGGAGGAGAGGAAGGAGGAUGAGGAGAGGAGAGAAGAGGAGGAAGAG
Messenger RNA from Penaeus monodon (black tiger shrimp), 532 nucleotides. RefSeq names its product plastin-3-like. The transcript has 3 exons. Gene Ontology annotation, molecular function: actin filament binding. The record is from RefSeq and is a predicted model, not a curated record. Gene Ontology annotation, cellular component: actin filament bundle; cytoplasm; actin filament. Gene Ontology annotation, biological process: actin filament bundle assembly; actin filament network formation. NCBI's taxonomy places the organism in Eukaryota, Metazoa, Arthropoda, Malacostraca, Decapoda, Penaeidae. Bases 68 to 475 code for a protein of 135 amino acids.